CGCGAGAGAGUGAGAGAGAUGGGGGGAUGGUCACGUGUGUACACACGGUAGAGUUCAGCACGGCGGCGCGAGCGCGUAGUAAAGUCUCGAGCGUCCUCCCACAGUACUGCUUUUUAGUUUUUCUUCAGAGAACGAGAAAUAAAAUCGAAACUGCCUCAAUUCAUCACUUUAUUUACGGCCAGCUCAAACGCCGUCACGGACUGGGAGUGUUUUAUUUUUAUUUUUCUUUAACGUGAAGUUUGUGGAACACCCGGGGUCUCGGAACAUGGGAGUUGUGUGAAGAGUUAGAGGAGGAGAAAUGUCAGUGGAAGUGAAGCAGGACCCGAUGCCUCCAUAGGUGCCAGAAAUCAGCCCUGCUGGCUUUGAGGUGUGAGGAGCGAGAGAGAGGAUUAUUGCCCCGGGGCAGGCGGAGGCAGUGUAUUAACUGUGUGGUGGUGUUUGUCAUGAGGCCAGAACUUCACAAGCUCCUCUGCAGUGGAGUUAUGCAAUACAAAAGACGAAAUCGAUCCAGUGAGCCCGAGUGGAACGUCGGUGCGCUCGCUUCGCCAUGUGGAGCUGCAUGGUUUAUAAUGAGACAGAAGGCCGCACAGAGCUGGCUGUUUGCUGGGACUUGGGCCUGGCUCUGUCCAUCUUCUCUUUCUUUUACCUCAUUGUAUGCUUCCCUGUGGGGCUGUGCUACAACACCCUGUUGGUGGCAGUCAACCUCUCCAACAAGAUGUCCAUGACAAUGCCGGAUGUGUAUUUUGUGAACAUGGCCAUCGCUGGGCUGGUGUUGAACCUGGUGGCUCCGGUCGAGCUCCUGGGCCCGGAUUUCACGCUCUGGCCUGCAUGGGAGCAUAACGACGAGGUAUACAUCACGCUCCUCAUCCUGUUCAACAUCUCCUCCCUGGUUAUCAUGUACUCAACAGCGCUGCUCAGCCUAGAUUACUACAUAGAGUGGGCGCUGCCACGCACCUACAUGUCCAGUGUUUACAACACCAAACACGUGUGUGGCUUCAUCUGGGGUGGCGCCGUGCUCACCAGCUUCUCCUCGCUCCUCUUCUACGUGUGUAACCACGUGUCGGCGAAGAUCCUGGAGUGCUCCAAGAUGCAAAACAAAGAGGCGGCGGACGCCAUCAUGACGCUCAUCGGAUACGCCGUGCCGGCCGCUGCCGUGCUCUAUGCCCUCUGCCUCAUCCUGCGCAUCCGCAAGGAGACCACGCCCUUGGACCAGGACUCGGGAAGGAUGGAUCCGUCGACCCACAGGCUGCUCCUGGCAUGCGUGGGUGUGCAGUUCGUCCUCUGGACGCCAUACUACACCAUGCUUCUGCUGCUGACGGUCGUCGACGUGCCCCGGAUGCAAACCGCCAACACCUACGCCUUUCUGAGAGGCUUGUCGCAGCUGCUCGCCUUCUCCAGCAGCUUCGCUAUGCCACUCAUGUACCGGAAGAUGAACAAAAACUUUGCCCAUAAGCUCCAGCGACUGCUGAGGAGGCUGCAUUGUGGCAAGCAGGCGUGUCCUCACGAACACUCGGUCAUACAGCAGGUGAUCACGUGAGGAUCUGGUGCCCGGGGCUUCGCUGCUCUUUAGAGGCCCUUGCUGCACAAACCACAGGCUGCUGUGAAACUGUGAAACUCUGGAAACUCUCAUUAACCAGUUUGGCUUUGUCACAUCGCGUCUGUUCACCAAGUGUGAAGAAGAAAACCGAUGGGUCUCACGGACUAGCCCACUCUCUGGAAGGGAAACUUGAACUCAGAUCUGGCAGCAGUCUAUUACAGGAUAUCACACAAGCUUGUCUUUUUGCUUUUUUUUGCUUUGUGACCAACUUGAACUCAUUUAGCUGAAAGCUGCAUCUUGAUUGAGGCACAGUGCUUGAUUUUCGGAGCGUCAUCAUGCCACUCUCCAUUUAAAAUGCAAGAAAAACACAGUUUAUCAUCAUCAUCAUCAUCAUCAUCAUUAUUAUUAUUAUUAUUAUUAUUAUUAUUAUUAUUAUUAUUAUUAUUAUAAAUACCUUAGAUUAAUACAAGCCAAUGAACAUAACAAGGGAUUAGGCUCUGUAGUGAACACCCAGAGAUAUCGCUGACAGCUUGGUAUCAGUGUGUGUGUGUGUGUGUGUGCACGCUCCUCAGCUUAGACAUACUUUCUGCAGCUGAAACGGAAUCAUUAAUUCGUUAAAUUAAAAGCAGCAGAGUAAAAAGGGUGUAGCCUGAAUAUCAGGAAGACGCAGCCAUGCCCUGUCCUGCGCUCAGCCCACGCUCUUUAUUCUCACCAGUCACCGAAGGCGGAGUAGAAACAACUCCUUCAAGCUAUUUCAUUUCAUCUUGUGAAUCUGACAGAAACGGGUAUUUUUGAAAAAUAUGAAAAAACUCAUUGAGCUACCGUGCUAAACGCUGACUCUCAUGCUAUUAGCAGCAUUUCAUCCUGUUUAACAUAUUCAAAUGAGUCAGUAAUAAAAUCCCUCUGCUAACACGAUGCCGCAGGAAUGCCAGCGUUCGACCCGAGUUAAUCAUUAUUCCACUCUGACCAAAGUCUGAUUCUAGUGGAAUAUUUAAAGAGCAAAUAUUGGCCAGUUUUAACAUCAUUGGCCUAAAUAGAGGCAGUAAGGACAAAGUCAAAAAGGAAAACGAAUUACAAGAAAGAAUUAAUCGAGUUACAGAGCUCACUGUGUAUUAAAGACUCAAACAAACCCGGUCGAAUGGAAGAAAAAGUCCAGCGCUCCCACCACCGGGACUCUGCUAACAUUUAACCGACAUGAAGUUUAGCCAUAAGCGUAGUCAUAUUCCUGCUCUCAUCUCCUUGGUCUUGAGCCCUUUCUUUCCUACAAAAAAAAGAAUAUCUUUAAAUAUAUUUUUUGACAAAAACAAAGUACUGUAUGUGUAUUUGACAGAGAAAAUUGUAUCAUUUUAAAAUCCAUUUUUACGUAAGCAGAAGAAAGAAUAAAUAUAUUUAUGUCUAGUUAUCUAACCUCUAAACGAUUAAACUGUAAUCGUAAAGCUAUGGUCAUUGCUAGCGUGUUUACACCGGUGUAAAUGUAUAUAUGAAAUAUAUGUGUAUAUAUUGUAUGUCAGAUUUGACAGGAAUAGACGUCAUUUCAGAAUUACAGUAUUGUUUCUCAGAGAUUUAUGUAGUUACUGAUGAGUCAAAUAUAAUAAACUAACAUGGAUAUUA
Molecule: messenger RNA, 3148 nt
Organism: Hemibagrus wyckioides
Lineage: Eukaryota; Metazoa; Chordata; Actinopteri; Siluriformes; Bagridae
Gene: gpr146
Product: G protein-coupled receptor 146
Exons: 3
Coding region: 548-1537 (329 amino acids)
Biological process (GO): G protein-coupled receptor signaling pathway
Cellular component (GO): membrane
Molecular function (GO): G protein-coupled receptor activity
Source: RefSeq, a predicted model, not a curated record